AUGUCGCGUUAUCGCGAAUGGGAUUUAUCUUGCAAAGUAUAUGUAGGUAAUUUGGGUACAAAUGCUUCUAAGUAUGAAAUUGAAAAGGUGUUUUCUAAAUAUGGAAACAUCCGAAACGUGUGGGUUGCGAGAAAUCCACCAGGAUUUGCAUUUGUUGAAUUUGAAGAUCCUCGUGACGCAGAAGAUUCAGUUAGAGGUUUAGACGGAACACGCUGCUGUGGAACACGUAUCCGUGUUGAAAUGUCAAAUGGCCGAACAAGAAGAGAACGCAGGUACUCAAGGUCCAUUUUAUCAACCAACCACCAACACACCAACGACCUCACCACAUCUCUUCACCACAACUACGGCUUGUUUACAAAUAAGACAUCCGCGAACGCCGCUCGCAACAACAUACCGCUCAACUUCUGCGAUCGGCUCUCCAAACUUCUACGCGCAGCUGAAGUCUUCAACAACUGCGUCCCUAUAUCUAUCCUUUUAACAGCCAUAACC
This is a messenger RNA of Iphiclides podalirius (scarce swallowtail), 489 nucleotides long. The record is from the annotation of a GenBank genome assembly. NCBI's taxonomy places the organism in Eukaryota, Metazoa, Arthropoda, Insecta, Lepidoptera, Papilionidae.